Molecule: messenger RNA, 426 nt
Organism: Rhodotorula graminis WP1
Lineage: Eukaryota; Fungi; Basidiomycota; Microbotryomycetes; Sporidiobolales; Sporidiobolaceae
Exons: 3
Biological process (GO): double-strand break repair via break-induced replication; DNA replication
Cellular component (GO): GINS complex; nucleus
Source: RefSeq, a predicted model, not a curated record
UUCAGCGACCUGCCGCGCGACUACCUCGAGGUGUCCAAGGUCCUUCUCGAAGUAGCGAGCGACGACGUCCCUGCGCCGGACCGCGUGCGGCUGUUGCUCAAGGACAUCCGCGAGGCGCGCCAGGCCAAAGUGCGCGAGGGUCUCGCCGCCAUCAACGCCGUCCACCUCGGUAUGCCCAACCUGUCGACGCUCGAGCUCUCCGAGCUGCGCCCCUUCUUCUCGCUCGCCUUUACGCGCCUGCGCGACCUCGACCCGCAAGCCGAGGCGCACCGCGAGGCCGAGGAGUGGUGGAUGCGCGACCCGGCGGGCUGCAUGGACGCGGCGAGGAGGGGCGAGGUCGGGGGGAAGCGUGACGGGGCGAGUUUCGGCGCGGGGGGCAGAGGUGGGCGAGGGGACAGGGAGGGGACGGAGAUGAGCGGGCUCUAG